Naegleria gruberi is the source of this 1632-nucleotide messenger RNA. RefSeq lists its product as uncharacterized. Gene Ontology annotation, cellular component: catalytic step 2 spliceosome. The record is from RefSeq and is a predicted model, not a curated record. Lineage: Eukaryota; Heterolobosea; Eutetramitea; Acrasida; Naegleriidae. Gene Ontology annotation, biological process: mRNA splicing, via spliceosome. The annotation marks the transcript as partial. Gene Ontology annotation, molecular function: mRNA binding; protein binding. The transcript has a single exon.
CUUGUAUUUAAUCCAAAGUAUGAUGAAUUAUAUGCACCUAAAGUAGGACCUAAAAAUCCAUUUGCCACAAGUGAUACAAAAUUUGAUUCGGGAUUCAUGUUGAAUGGCGAGAUUAAUUCACAUAAUAUGAAUACUUAUUUAUUUAAUAGUCAAUAUUAUAAUUACGAUGUUUCAAGACAAGGUAAUUUAUUACCUGGAGGAAGUGCUGAAAGACCUAAUUCAUCAUCAAUUCAUGUUGGAUCAUCAGCAAAUAAAAAUAAGAAGAGGAAACAAGAUCAACUGGCAUCAUAUUCAUCAUCAACAAGUAAUAAUAAGAAUGAAAAAUACAUUGAAUUGAACGAGAGUGAAGAUGCGGAAAUUAUUUCUGCUUUUGGUGAGGAUGCAUUCAUAGAGGAUGAAACAGCUGAGGAACAACAUGAAAAUAUGAUUAAUGAAAUCAAGUCUCAACACGAGGAACAAAUGGCUAGAAGAAAGGAACAAAUUAAAGCCCUUAAAGAUCAACAAUCUGAAGAACAGGAUAAAAAGAAAAAGAAGGAAGAUUUUGGAAAAUUACCUGAAAUUGCAUUCAAUGAGGAAACUGAAAAGAAAACAUCAACUGAAGGAAAGGAUGGAUACAGUAUUUACCACUUGUCAACUGAUGUGGAUUAUCAAGGAAGAUCAUUCAUUUCACCUCCAUCUCAUCUCAAACCAUGUGAAUAUACUGAGAAGAAAUCAGUUCUUCCAAAGAAGUGUAUUCAUACCUAUCGUGGACAUCAAGAUGGUAAAAUGGUCACCUCCAUUGAAUUUUUUCCAGAAUAUGGUCAUCUCUUAUUGAGCGGUUCUAUGGAUUGUACAGUAAAGAUUUGGGAUGUUCUAGGCAAUAGGGAUUGUGUGAGAACCUACGUAGGUCACACCAAAGCUGUCAGAGCAUCAUCAUUCUCCCACGAUGGAGCUCAAUUUGCUUCAUGUGCCUAUGAUAAGAGAGUUAAUAUUUGGGAUACCGAAACUGGUAACAUACUUCAAACUUUCACCUCUGGUUCGACACCAUACUGUGUCAAGUGGAGUCCUCUCGAAGGCAGACAACAUGAAGUUAUUGUAGGGUAUUCGAAUAAUAGAAUUGUACAAUGGGAUACUAGGUCAGGAAAGAUUGUUCGUAAAUAUGAUAGACAUACAGGUUCAGUGAAUUCUUUGUGUUUCCUUGAUGGUGGUAAAAAGUUUGUUUCUAGCAGUGAUGAUAAAUCAAUAAGAUUAUGGGAAUAUGGUGUACCAACUGAGGUUAAGAAAAUUGCAGAUCCAGAACAACAUCCAAUGCCAUUCUUGGAAGCUCAUCCAAAUGGAAAGUGGAUGAUUGCUCAAUCUCUUGAUAAUCAAAUUUUGACAUUUGACGCUCAAUCAAGAUUGAAACAACAACAAAAUAAGAUAUUCAAGGGACAUCAAAUUGCUGGUUAUUCAUGUCAAGCUGGUUUUUCAAAUGAUGGAAAGUUUGUUUUCAGUGGAGAUUACACAGGAAAUGUUUGGUUUUGGGAUUGGAAAGAGGCAAAACAAAUCAAAAAGAUGCAAUGUCAUGAAGGAAUUGUCAUUGGUAGUAUUUGGCAUCCACUCGAUCGAUCUCUAUUUGCAACCUGUGGUAGUGAUAGUACUAUUAAACUCUUC